GCCCAGUAGAGCUCUACACAGCAGCUUCUGCAGGAAACAGAAAGAUCAGCUGUGUCUACUAUAAGAAAGGAUCUCCAAAAAAGGAAAAAACAUUGGUUUGCGGUCAAGAUGAAGUGUAUACUGCGGGGUUUUCUGCUCACAUGUGUCCUGUGCUUGACUGAAGCAAUUAUAGGAGAGAUGGAUGAAAGGUGGAAAUCUUCUUCAACUUCUGUAAAUGGCGAGUGCAUACUUGACAGAGAUGAGAACAAAUACACAGGAAAAGUGUCAGUGACUGUCAAUGGACGGAUUUGUGUAUCAUGGAAUUCCCUCCAAGGCUCACGAUACUCUGCCUUCAAAAACUGCUAUCAUAACUACUGCAGGAAUCCAGAUGACAGGACUCAGCCAUGGUGCGUUGUAAAGAAAAGAAACCGUUAUGUACGGGAAUACUGUGACAUUUCUCGGGAGGCAAUAAAGCCAGCCAUACGUCUACCAACACCCGAGCCAAUAAAGCAGGACACAGAGUUAACAUGUGGGGAGCGCCGCUUGGACCGCCAUUCAAAGAUAAUAGGAGGAUCAAGGUCAACUGUUGAGUCACAGCCUUGGAUGGCAGCUAUCUUUAAAGGAGAUGGGUUUAUUUGUGGAGGAACCCUCAUCGCUCCAUGCUGGGUUCUCACUGCAGCCCACUGCUUCCCUACUGGUAAGAGAACACAAAUAAACAGAUACUCUGUGGUUUUGGGAAAGAAUGCCAUCAAUGAAACCGACCAAGACAAGGAGCAGAAAUUCACAGUGAGCCGACUUGUCAUCCACAAGGACUUUGACUACUCAACUGAAAACUACACUCACGACAUUGCUCUGUUGAAGAUAGAGGACUACAAUGGACGAUGCGCAGUAAAGACAAAGACUGUAAGGACCGCGUGUCUUCCUCCUUUCCAGCAAAUGCUUCCUGUUGGAUUCUACUGUGAGAUCGCUGGUUACGGAAGAUAUCAAAAGGGUAACUUUGAGUUCUCUCGAUAUCUGAAGCAGACUCAAGUGAAGCUUAUUUCCCAGAAUGUUUGCCAGAGAACGUAUUACAAUAAGGACGAGGUCAAUGAAAAUAUGCUGUGCGCAAAUGGUAGAGACUGGAAAGCAGAUGCUUGCCAGGGUGACUCAGGAGGGCCCCUGGUGUGUGAAGUAAAUAACACCAUGUUUAUAUUUGGCAUCAUUAGCUGGGGAAAAGAGUGUGCAGAAAAAAAUAACCCAGGUGUUUAUACAAAAGUCAGCAACUACAAUCAGUGGAUCUCACAGCAUACUGGUUUGCCCAGAUAUACAGCAGGCUUCAGGUAUCCACAAAAGGACUAACUAUGACUGAACAAAUGCUUAGUGACACAGGGUAAUGUUUCAGCCUGCACAGAAUGCACGUGCCAAUUAUUUAUCCCAUUCGCAUUAUAUAUGGCAGCUACUUCUUGCAAUCAAUAGGAAUAAUCUUUAACUGCUGUAAUUGCAUAAGUGUUACUAGUGGUGUAUGAAGGAUAUGCAGAAUGAGUGUAUGAUCAUGUUUAUAGCAAUAAGCAUGUAAUAAGUGCUCCACAAAGGUACAUUUGUUCAUUUGGCUGGGCAUUAUGUUUGUUUGUUUUAUAUUAAUUGUUAUUUUUUAUAAUAUAUUAUUUAAUAUUUAUACAAGAAUGU
Danio aesculapii is the source of this 1644-nucleotide messenger RNA. It is a transcript of the gene plaua, whose product is annotated as plasminogen activator, urokinase a. NCBI's taxonomy places the organism in Eukaryota, Metazoa, Chordata, Actinopteri, Cypriniformes, Danionidae. Gene Ontology annotation, molecular function: serine-type endopeptidase activity. The transcript has 11 exons. The record is from RefSeq and is a predicted model, not a curated record. Bases 109 to 1317 code for a protein of 402 amino acids. Gene Ontology annotation, biological process: regulation of cell adhesion mediated by integrin; plasminogen activation.